Messenger RNA from Prorocentrum cordatum, 2168 nucleotides. NCBI's taxonomy places the organism in Eukaryota, Dinophyceae, Prorocentrales, Prorocentraceae. The record is from the annotation of a GenBank genome assembly.
CUCGUUUGGGCCCAGAUCCCAGUGGAUGUUGGCCCUGGCGCUAGGAGGCUCCAGGAAAACCAGCCACGCGAGCUGAUUCUGUCCAGGCCUCCCAGAUGGGGCCCGAGAAGAUGGCGUCGGAGGAUCGCGUCGCGUCGCCGAUGCAUCGGCGAUGCGGCUCGAUAUGGAACCCGAUUCUUAUCGCGCCGACGGCGCCGAUGCAUCGCCAACGUCGCCGAUGCAUCGGCGAUGCCCCUCAAUCCUCCGAUCCCAUCGCCCGUACCCCGUCCGGGAAUCCUCCAUUCUCUAUAUUCGCUACUUUUCUUCUCUUGUCCCUCCCCCCCUUUUCGUCCGACCCGAAAGUUUAGUCUAGGAAGGCGCCCACUUGAGUAAUUUUGGUUCAGGCCAGUCCGCCUGGGAAGGCGUUGCCGUGCGCCGAGCGCCUGGUCGUUCCAGCGCUCGCCCGCGGAGAUGGCCGCAGUCGGACUCGAGAGGGGAGAGAUCUACGGCAUACGUGGGCGUUGGGUCCAGCUGGGGUGCUGAGGUGGCAUGGGUGGCCCAGCACUGGUUCUGGCCGGCAAAACGGGGGAGAACGGGGCCCCCUCGUCGCCCUGGCUGGACGCGGCUCGAAAGUUUGACCAGUUUCGAUCCCGGCAGGGUUCCGAGGACAGAUUUUGAACGGAGUUGCCCUCGUCCUCCCCUCUUGAUCCCUUUUCUUUGGGCCCAUCCAACGCAGACCCCUCGGCCGCUUCCAGCGUGGGCGUAGAUAUGUUUGCCAUGCUUCUCCCUCCUUCUCCUCCUUGCGGUCUUGGACGCUCAAGAUCGAAGAACAGCAAACCAUCAUGAACAGGUUUGCCAGCGUGGACACCAAACAGUGCAUCGUUGCACCCUGGAUGCGUGAUAUAUUCGGUGCAAUCUCUGUGGUGCGAUGUCGCAGGCUUGGAAAUUGGCACCAACACCAAGACAGGGGGGUGCCUCCACAGGGGGAAGGUGAUCCUCGAUUUUCGGUGUUGGUGGUAAUAGUUCGGUCACCUUGGAAGCCAGAAGAUUACCACCAUCGCCGAGAUCGAGAUCUUCUUCCCUCGGUGGAGGCACACCGCCGAAAUUGGUGUUGGUGUCAAUCUCUAGGCCUGCGACGAUGUACGUGGUGUAGGCUAUGUGGUGCAGGCUGUGUGUGGUGUACUAGUACGUAGUGCAAUACCGUGCAGUCUAUGAUGCAGUGCAAGCUUUGCUUCGGUGCAUGACCAAAGUGAGAACCUCAAAGCGCUAGCGCCGUUUGGAACAUUCCGAGGUCCGCGCGGAUUUCGUUGGUAGGCGCCGGACACCCCCUGGCGGCGCCUCUGGCGCCGCACCUGGUGGGGGAUCCAGCACCAGUCCGAUACAUCCGUGCGGCCCUCGAGAAGAUCAUGUUUAUGCAGCUCGUUCAUCUCAUACUUGUUGAUCGUUUACGGUGUAGUUUUUCCCGGCAGGAUUGUGUACCUCGUUGCUCGUGCUUGCUGUGGCCGCCCUCGCCGGGAUCUGCGGGUGGGAGCAGCAAAGCCCCAAGGUGUUGUGGUACCGCGCUUCCACUUCAGCCAAGGCAUUGUACGCAUUGUACACUCUGCCGAAGGAACACUUGGAUACAUUCCUGAAGUCGUACGAGCUCUUCGAGAAGGAGAACUACACGGGAGAUGAGGAUGGGGAGCACAUCAAGGGAUAUUACCAGGUAGUGAAUCAUUUGUGCGCCAUCGGCGAGGUGGAGAAGAUGUACAUCCCACCCGUCAUGGAUCUGAGUCUCGGAGUGUUUGGCAACCAGGUGUUGUGGGAGGAGAAGGGCAUGGCCGACAAGCUCGACGUGGGCGCGGGCAAGCAAGUCCUCGACGUGGGCUGCGGCAGGGGGCGCAUCGCGCACCACGUCGCAAAGUACACGGGGGCCAAGGUGGUGGGCCUCAACAUCGACAAGACGCAGAUACGGAUGGCGGAGGAGCACGCCAAGGCCGAGGGGAUGCACGGGUCUCAGCUUCAGUUCGUCGAGGGGAACUACAACAAGCCCUUGCCGUUUACGAACGAGACGUUCGACGCCUUGUACCACGUGCAGGCGCUCACGUACGUCCAGGACCUGGAUAAGUUGCUGCAGGAGAUUUUCCGGAUACUGAAGCCCGGCGCCAAGUUGUCUUUCCUCGACUGGUUCAAACUGGACAACUACAGGC